UAACGCUCCCGCCCCACCGAUCCAUAUAUAAGAUCAGGACCACCCGGACGACGAUACCACUUCUGCCCCUCAUCCCAGAGAACCCCUCAAUCCCUCAAAAUGGUCUACACAAUCGUCGUUCACAUGCGGGCCAAGCCCGACGAGGAGUCCAUCUCCAAGCUGCACGCCAAGCUCAUCGAGGCCUCGGGCGUCUACUCCAAGGACAAGGAGACUCUGUCUUGGUUCGUGAUGCAGUCGGUCCACGAUAAGCAGGACUUCUGCAUCGUCGAGCGCUACCUCAACGAGGGCUCGCAGAAGUACCACCUCGAGAACCCCUACUGGAAGACCUUCGAUCCCUACGUCAUUCCCCUCCUCGAGAAGGAGAUGGAUCUGCGACGCUUCGAGGAGAUGUGCUAGAGGGCUUUGGUUACUCGAUAUAUUGAGUUGAAGGAGGAUGGAUGUAUAUAUUUUUAUGCUGCCGAGAAUACCAAUUGCGAUUGCCGUGUCAGGUGUCGAACAUUGAAGCAGUGUUUGGUGUUGUAUUCGGGUCUUUUCAUGAGGCUCCUGAUUCAUAUCGCAGAUUAUGAAAAGCUCGUAUGAAUUCAAUCCCAUCCCGACCGACGACCGGCAACCCGAGAC
Aspergillus steynii IBT 23096 is the source of this 618-nucleotide messenger RNA. RefSeq names its product putative quinol monooxygenase. Bases 100 to 396 code for a protein of 98 amino acids. NCBI's taxonomy places the organism in Eukaryota, Fungi, Ascomycota, Eurotiomycetes, Eurotiales, Aspergillaceae. The record is from RefSeq and is a predicted model, not a curated record. The transcript has 2 exons.